UUCCUCGCGCACCGGCAAACACCUUUCUGCAAUGGCCAGCUGGGCAAAUCGUCCACCGAUUGAAAGCAACGGUGGUCCAUCGUCUACCAGGAAGAAAUGGAACCUUGAAGACAAAAAGUCUCUCCGAAACUUGAAGUACCACUUUGCGGAAGACGGUUGCUCGGAGGUGCAGUUCACGCUCGCCAAACAACUGCUGGAGGAAAACUCCGAAACCGACCCGGCACAUAACCAUGCCCAGGGCGUCCAAUGGCUGCUCCGGGCCGCGCAGCAGGGUCACGAAGCAUCCAUCGAGCUGCUGAAAGAGUGUUUCGAAAAUGGACGAGGCAUUACGGAGGCAAACGAAGAGGACGUGCGGAGCAUUCUUGCGAUGAGCCCAAGCGAGCGAUCGGCUAGGCGCGCUGCCCAGGAGCUGUUUGCAAGCCUGUCCAAUGGUGAGGAGUACGUUACGGCAGCCCAGCUUGAGAAGCGAAUGCGCGAGAUCUACAAGAUUGACCGACGGCGCCGUCGCACCCAGCCGGAUGGUGCCGAAGCGGAUGGCAGUGUCGAGCACAGUGCAUCCGCUAGUGGUACGCCGGAAAGACCUGGCGGUUCCAGUACGAACCACGAUGGCACGCCACUUGGCAGCUCGAAUGGCAAUCGGCUGCAUCGAAGCCCUACCGUGAACCACAUUUCCGAAGCGAACCUGCUUGCGGCCGCAGUCAACUACUCCAACGGACACCUGCCGGCCGUGAGCGAUGCGCUUAUGCUUUCCGUUCCGGAUCCGCACAGCUUAAACCACGUGCCGUGCUUUCAUAGGCCGUUUUUCCAUCCGAUUGUUUUCUUUCAACUGCUGUACCAUCGGUUUCUGUUGCUAAUGUCAACCUUUCCGGGAUCGACCGGUGGCACCUGGCUGCAGCUGGUGCUGGUGCUGGCCACGUACUGGUACUUUGCUAGUGAAAACUUUCUCUCGCUUGUACCCGUCGGCGGAUACUAUGCCAGCCUGGCGGUGAUGGUAUUGUGCAGUUUUCGGAUGCUCAAGUCCAAGCAUGACUUUAUCGACUUCCGCAUGUGGUCCGGGUUGUUCCUGCGCUACGGUGACGAGCACCUAAAUACAAACGAGCCCGAAAACCAAUACCUGCGCAACAAUCUGAAGCCUUACCUGUACUUUUUCGUCGCUUUCUUCGUCAACAUGAUGCUCCAGCCCAACAUUAGUGACCAGUGGUUGCCGUUCUCGGAGAUUACCGUGCUGGCGUUCACGCUGACCUUCCUCACGAUGUUCGCGUUCACGUACACCGCCGGUGACCCUUUUCCGGACUAUCUGAUUCUGUUCUCCUUCGGCUUGAACGUGCUCGCUAAGUAUCCGUACGAAAUGGACGAGGUCGUCACGACCGGGUGGCGUUUCCUCGACCUCAAGGUGCCCGGCUUCUCGACCUUCGUCAUUGGCAACGGGAUCGAGUUUUGUUUGAACUGUCGCGCGAUGCUGUACCUGAUGAUUCCCGGUUUCCUGAUGUACCUUGCGCGGCGCAACAGCUGGCGAGGAAUCUACCAGUAUCUCAUGCCACACUGCGUGACCCUCGCCUGGUUGCAGAUCUGCAUUAUUAGUUCCCAAUCGGCCACCAUGUUCGGACUGGUGCGUGGUGCCCUCGGACUGUCCGGGUUGCUACUGUUUCUGCCCCUGUUCGGUAUCGUCACGUUGCUCAUUCCGGUGUUCGCCGUUAUCGAGUGGCUGUCACUGACCGACUCCACCGUGCGACUCUGGUCCUCGAUCGGUGCUGCCGUUACGGCCGUGGCCAUCUCCGGCUACAUGGCCAGCUCGAGGCGAACGGAGCGGUACAUCACGUUCCUACAGAUUGCGAUCUGCGUCAUCGGUACCGUCUUUCUCACCUUGCCCCACAUGAUGUCCAACUUCGAGACGGUCGGAGGUAGCGAAGGACGCCUUUACGAAUCGACGCCACCCGCCGAUCAUCUCGGACACCACCAUCGGAACCCAUCGCACACGAAGGACAGUGCUGAGCGUCCGGCGAGUCUAAGCUGGGAUCUGUACUACAAGUUCUGCCACCAGCCGGCGUGGGAUAGCGAGAAUAAGGUGAAAACACAACUCCGCUGCACCAAUCUGGACGGGACGUACGUGCGCUGGGAGGGUACGGUGCUCGAUAUGGCCAUCUCGAGUCGAAGAAACUUGCGGGCCGAGCUGAUCGAAGGCUAUCUGCCAAAGUUUCUCGCCGAUCGAAUCAACUGUCUCUACGGUGAACCGAUCGAACCGGACUGUGGCAAUCUGAACGGAUCGUCUGAGGGGGACUGCGAAAACUUGAAGCAUUUCAUGCAACGCCAACGGACUUGCCACCUCAACAAGUGGAACACGUACGAAUACGAGCUGAAAGUGCGCAUGUCAACCGGGCUGCUCACGAAACCGGCGGAAAUCGUCCUCAAAGCCCAGCACGCUUUCGGCAACUUCACCCAGAGCCUCAACUACUCCGACCGUAUCUGGUUUAUCGGGGUGCUGCGCGAUUCGUCCCUGUCGCAACUAUCCGCCGGCGGGACCGGGCCGGCCACCGACCAGCAGCAACAGCAGUGGGAUAGCGCCGGCGGACUGAACCUAAACCUGGGCGGACACAACUUCGGCGUGCACGGUAUGCGUUUGGGGCGCAAAAAUCCUCUGCUCGAACUGCACUCGAUCGGGUGCAUCCAGUGUCGGAACCCGACCCUCACGGCGGUCCAUCUAACCGAGGGCCUGAAGGUGAACGGGCGGAUGCGAGAUCUGCUGCGCGGUGUCAAAUACUUGCUGAACGUUAUCUUUAACCCGCUUGUGAUCUUCAAGUAAUCCGCACCUGGAGCACCUAACUGAGGUAUGUAACUGAUGCUGGUCAUACUCCGAGCUACUCGCUAGUCUGUCACACUCUUGUUGGGCGUAUGCUGAUCGGAAUUUUGAGUCGCAAUGGGUCUUCUAAGCUCCGUUGCAACUUCACCUGUCUUGCAAACCGAUUAACUUAGCUUCACUUGAUAUAAAAGCUCUAUGCGGUGUACAGUGGCCGACGUUUUUCUCUAUGUUUGUUUUUACUAAAUUAAUAUUCGUUUCGUUUUCGUUUAGUCUCUAUUAACAAUAAUUACAUAUAAUACAAGAACGGAUAAUAAAACAUG
Anopheles coustani is the source of this 3117-nucleotide messenger RNA. It is a transcript of the gene wfs1, whose product is annotated as wolframin. Gene Ontology annotation, biological process: calcium ion homeostasis; endoplasmic reticulum unfolded protein response. Gene Ontology annotation, molecular function: protein binding. The record is from RefSeq and is a predicted model, not a curated record. Gene Ontology annotation, cellular component: endoplasmic reticulum membrane. The transcript is spliced from 3 exons. NCBI's taxonomy places the organism in Eukaryota, Metazoa, Arthropoda, Insecta, Diptera, Culicidae. The coding region runs from base 32 to 2800 and encodes 922 amino acids.